GAGCUCAUCAUAAGGGAAAGAGAGUCACAAAUCUAUACAAUGCAGGAUCAAGAGCACGUCGAUUAUGAUUUGGAAGAAGACACGGAAGACAAGGCGGGCAAUGCUGACAGUCGUAUUGGCAAACGCAAGAGGGAUGCAGAAUCGGAUCAAAUGUUAGAUGAAGACACACCACUUGCUGCAUUGAUAAACAGGAUUCCAGAUAACUUCAUGAAAAAGUUGAAGGAGAAGGAGGCGCAAAACGUCAAGCUGUCCGCGGACCUUGCUGCAAUGACUGUGACCGCGCUACAGUUCCAGAAAAUGACGGAAGACUUGGAAGCAAAAAACAACAUACUCAAUGAGCAGCUAGCAAGAAAAACAGAGGUGGAAAAACUGAGUCCAACAUCAUCGGCAGCAACGCUGCAACAGACGCAAGAUCAACUCACGGAUGAGAUCGUAAAAACCAUUGAUUUAUUGGCAGAGAACUACCAAUUGAAAACUGACAACGAUCUUCUUGGUGCAACAAAUGCGGUGCUGAACGAACAAAUGGAUGAACUCAAGGCCAAUAUGAAGACCCUCAAAGAGCAGCAUCAAGAGUUACAACAGUCUAACAACGAUCUCCGUGCUCAAAUGGAAGAGAAAGAAAAACCGAGCCGAACCGACACCAUCCAUACACCAGAUGGCAGCCCCCGAAUGGAUGACUGUCCAUCGUUCACGCUCCUUUCUCCCACUCAGACGGGACCAGAAUCAACCCAUGGAGAAGAAUUCUCGCAGUUGCCACUAACUGCCAUGGAUGAAAAGGACCUCGGGAUGAUUGAUCUAAUGACAUCAGUGGAAUUGUACAAGCAGAACGAGGCUAAACUCCGGAGCAAAGUUCAAGACCAAGAACAAAUAAUAAAUGAACUCACAACUGCCUUACAAUCUAGACCACCGCAGCAAAACCCCGCUGAAGAAGAUGACGAUCAGUUUGAUGAUGCCGUGAACGAGUUUAUGGAAGAAAUUGAACCCAAAUCCGUUGUCGCUGGGCGCACACGAUCAAAAAAAGCCACCGUCUCACCUAGAACAGUUUCGAAAGUUGCAAAAACAUACAAGAAUUACACAGCUUACAAGCAGAUGUUAGAGACUGGCCAGCAACUGCUCAAUUUCAUAGCAACCACCGCUGGGGAUAAAAUGGGGUAAGUAACUCUUUGUAUUAAUCGACUGUGUUAUAUGAAUAUUAAUCGACUAUCACUUAUAAGCCAUAGUCAAUUAAAAAUCUACUUGUUUUUUGUACAGACGGCUGUACUGGAGGAGUGCAGAUGGCAAAAAAAUUGUGCAGAUUGAAGACUUGUUCACCAUCAUAAGGAAUGAAAUGAUCUACAGCGCAGUAAGUUAAAUUAUAAAGAAUUAUUCUAAUAAAUGCAAUAUAAUAUUAAUUGCUCUGUUAUCUUUUCAUGAAAAAAAAGC
Erythranthe guttata (spotted monkey flower) is the source of this 1422-nucleotide messenger RNA. The record is from RefSeq and is a predicted model, not a curated record. Lineage: Eukaryota; Viridiplantae; Streptophyta; Magnoliopsida; Lamiales; Phrymaceae.